This is a messenger RNA of Cuculus canorus (common cuckoo), 3768 nucleotides long. It is a transcript of the gene INSIG2, whose product is annotated as insulin induced gene 2. Gene Ontology annotation, cellular component: endoplasmic reticulum; SREBP-SCAP-Insig complex. The transcript is spliced from 6 exons. NCBI's taxonomy places the organism in Eukaryota, Metazoa, Chordata, Aves, Cuculiformes, Cuculidae. Bases 205 to 882 code for a protein of 225 amino acids. Gene Ontology annotation, biological process: cellular response to insulin stimulus; cholesterol biosynthetic process; SREBP signaling pathway. The record is from RefSeq and is a predicted model, not a curated record.
GGACGCCGGAGCCUCCAAGGCUCGGCGCCGCCGGGACCGCCCCCCGGCCGGGCGCUGCGGAGGCUGCGCGGGGCGGUUCCGGCUGCGGGGAAGAUGGCGGAGUGCGAAGUUUGGGUAUCUCCUAAUUGAGGAGAGUCAAAAUACCGACUGCAAGUGCACCCUCCUCAGUCAGCCUGUUGGAUGUUUCUGAGAACAUAGGAAGUCAUGGCAGAAAAUGAUGCAACACCAACCUUACCAAAAAAGUGUGGCCCAUACAUUUCAUCUGUAACCAGUUAUGGCAUGAAUUUGGUAAUUCGUGGUGUAGUGCUCUUUUUUAUUGGCGUAUUUCUUGCAUUAGUAUUAAACUUGCUUCAGAUCCAGAGAAACGUUACUCUCUUUCCCCCGGAUGUGAUCACAAGCAUCUUCUCCUCAGCUUGGUGGGUACCACCUUGCUGUGGCACAGCGUCAGCUGUGAUUGGGUUAUUGUACCCAUGCAUGGACAGACAUCUGGGAGAGCCACAUAAAUUUAAGAGAGAAUGGUCCAGUGUAAUGCGAUGUGUAGCUGUCUUUGUGGGAAUAAAUCAUGCCAGUGCUAAAGUGGAUUUUGCCAACAAUAUCCAGUUGUCUCUCACAUUAGCAGCCCUGUCCAUUGGACUGUGGUGGACAUUUGAUAGGUCACGAAGUGGCUUUGGUCUUGGAGUAGGAAUUGCUUUCUUGGCCACAUUGGUGUCACAACUUCUGGUCUACAAUGGAGUUUAUCAAUAUACAUCUCCAGAUUUCCUUUACGUUCGUUCCUGGUUGCCAUGUAUAUUUUUUGCUGGUGGAAUAACUAUGGGCAAUAUUGGCAGGCAGCUGGCAAUGUAUGAAUGCAAAGUCAUUGCAGAGAAGUCUCACGAGGAUUGAGGAGAAGAAAUAUGCACCUUUUUAACAGGAACAUAUCUGACAAAUGACUGUUGGAGGAGCAUAAGGAUCACUUGACUAUGAAAUUGCCAAAAUGCAGUUUUUUCCCUUGAGUGGUAUACUUUACUGCAAUCUGUGAUUGCUGCUUCUAUAGAAAACUUGGUGUCUGAUUUUGAUUACUGUGAAGCUACAAUAGUAUGCAAUACAUUUGACAAUAUUGGUUCAAUUAUAGGUUUCUUUUUUUUCUAGAUCUAAACUCAGUUUACCAUAAGUUCUUGUCUGUCCAUAAUGUUGCAGUGCCAAACUGAACCUUUGCACUAUGAUUCUGUAGCUGAAACUUCUGCUUCACUUUCAAGAUACAGUUUUGGGGAAUUUGUUCUUAAUAGCUCCAUGAAGAGACAAGGGAUUCAAAUUCAAGAAUGCAAAUCUUUUCUUUCCAUGAUGAUAGCCCGUAAUAUCUUUGUGAAAUUCAUGGAUUACAAGUGAGCUUCAGUGCAAUAACUGAUUUCUGCCUAUUAACACACUGUGUCAUUCUUCCAUCACAGGUGAGGAAACUUAGUACAGAUUGUCUGGGUGACUGUUGUAGCAUUUCAUUUGUCUGUAAUAUGUACCCAGUAUUACAGCACAUGGAAAUCAAAAAUGAGAGUGGAAAUGAUUUGCUAUUUUUAACCCUGGUACAUGUUUGUAUAUGGAUUUAUGUGGACAGAUUCUAUAACUGCUCAUUGUGUUGAGUAACCAGGUACAGUCGGGUCAUUCUUGUUCAGUCCCAUAAGCUGAUGUGUCGAUCCCUUAUGAGAAAAAUAAUCUUCAGGAGCUUUUUAUUCCAAAACUUAAUUCUGCAGAACUAAAUCAGCCACUACCAUAUAGUGUCAUAAACCCCUCCACUACCAAUGUUUCUCUUGACAGUUUUUGUCUGCCAGCUGCUGUGUUCUCAGAGGUUGGCAGAAGGAGACAAGGCUGUAAUUUAGGUACUGAUGUAGCCCUUACUGCUGUGACUAUGGUCCAGGCAACCAUAAAUGCAUUUGUUCUUGUAGCAAUUUUCUGAAGUAGAGAAAUACUGUUACCCAUAUUUAACAGGUGCCUAUGCACAGAAAGUCUGAUGGGACUGAGAACUGAAAUAGGUUGUAUGGUAAUCGUUCCCUUCUUAAGAAGGAUUUUAGUAUGUCACCUGUAUUUGGGGACUUAUGUGGAGUUUCCUCUUGGCUAUGCAGCUCCCUUCUCAGACCAUGACAUAAAAGAACUUGUGCAAGAAGGCAGAAAGACGACUUCAAGAGGACACUGUCAACCUGUGCCAGCAGUGAAUUUGGCAUGGGGAGUCUCUGUUCAGUUUUCCCCCUUCUGUCUCUGUGUUGACGAUGUUUUAAUGUAUUCGUUUUCCUUUUUUGUCUGUAAGUACUAUAUUUUAAAUCUUCCAUGAAAGGUUUAUAAGACAUGUUACAGUCACACAGGGAGGCUGGAGCUGGUCCAAAGAACAAACAGGUGUUUAGACAAGUUUUUAUUAAUAAACAUGUGUAUGCAUUGUAACAAAGCUUGAAACAGACAACUCUCUUUCAGUCUUAUAUGCUUAUCGCUAAGCCUGAAAAGUAUGCAAUGGAGUGCUUCCAAAAGUGUUGUAAUGGAAGAGAUGGUAACAAAAGGAAAAUUUCUUGAAUGGAAAAAUGUAAAAAUAAUAAACAAGCAAAUGGUGUAUAGACAGCUUGGUUCUGCAGCUCUGCAAAGUUUCAUGAGCAGAUCAUGGCUCCAUGACAAUUCAACACCUGAAGCAUACUUUCAAUGGCUAAUGUUUCAGGAAAGCACUUACAAAUGCACUUUGGUUUAAGCAGAGGUAGAACAUGUUUAAGUAGUUCCCUGACUAGAGAUUUUAUUUUAAUCAAACCAUAUGGUGAUAAGAAACAUGAUAUUUGUAAACCCAAGAAACUGUUGGGACGUGAACUAAAGGUGGAUUUCCUUAGGCAGGCUCUGGUGUUCCACUGAAGAAGCUGCUGGCUCCCUUUCCAUACAGUAUUUGGCCUCAUCCGACUUCUUUACUUAAACCAACAUCUUCAGCUUGAAGGGCGAUAUGAUCAGUCCCUUUUGAAUUAUCAGGGCAUGAAUGGCAUAAAGAUUCAGAUGUUUCUUAUCUUAACUGUAAGGAAUAACAUGGUACCUCAGUAGCCAGUGUGCUGACUUGGUAAACCAUUUACUUUCAUCAUGACUAGUAAGUGUAUACAACCAGAAAUGAGUAGUUCUUAUUAUUCAGUUGGUGGUAGAUCUGCUUUUACCUGCCAGUCUAUGUAUUUACACAGAAGAAGCCUUGUGUAUGUUAAAAUGUGCAGUAUGUGAGAAGUGGUUAUUGUGCAUCUGUGGCACCCACUUUACAAGACUUUGCACUCAGGUCCAUCUAAACCUGGUAAGACUGUGCUGUCCACUAACUUCUUUUAAAUUUCAUUUUGGAAAUUUUGAGCAUGUUGUGCAAAGGCAGCAAUCAUCCAAAAAAAAUUUGGGUGGAGUUCUUUAUUAUAUGUGUUUUAUUAUUUUUAUUCUUAUUUGACUGAAGCUGAUACAAGAUGAAGUGUCCUAUUUUUUCAAACUGCGUUGUAAUUGUAUGGCUGAUGUGUUCAUACACUGAAAAAAGUUCAUGAUGAGAAUGCUGACAUGGCCUUAACCGUGGUGGUGUGAACAUUCUGCUACUGUAUAGCCUGUAAUAACAUUAGACUGUCUUAAAAAUGUUGUUCAAUAGAGAAUGAAUAAGGUAUAUUUUAGAUACAACUUUAUAAGCACUAUAACUAAUUAAGCAUUGUAAGUUCUCUGCUGUUUAAACUGGCAAUUGCUGUUAAAAGCAAAAUGUGCAUUAAAUACAAUUACAACAUUGUUUAAUACGUUUCUUCUUUCUUUAAGAAAUGGUGCUGA